GCGUACCUGUCCAUUACUAUAUUUCUAUUCUACACCUCCAUCCCACACUCUCAUUCCACACUCCCAUCAGACAUUAUGAUGCGUUCUUACCUUUUGGCCGGGUUGUUUGCCGCUCUCUGUACCCCGACUUACGGCCUGGUAUUUCAUGACAGACUCACACAAGAAGUCGAUGGCAGCAAACUUUCAGUACUGCAUGGUGUUGACGCUGAAACAUCUGUGAAAUUUGGCAGCCGAACCGAUUCCCAGACGGCGGGCUGGAAAUUUGACACCGACGGCUACAGUGACGACCAAGCCAUUAUCACGCCUUUAAGCUCCUCCAGCACACUCGCAUGCGCCGUGGGCAGCAAAUGCAAGCUGGAUCUUGACGGACACCCCCAAGUCUAUCGGGUCACUCGAGUCGAUCAGACAAAUCCUAUCUUUACGCUCCAGGACGUUGAAACUUCCCUCUAUGUGUCCCGGUCAAGCGACCUGAACCUGGAGCUCACUGAAGAACAAUCUGAUUCCACCCAUUUCCAAUUGGAAAAGAUCACCGGUAAUGAUGCUUAA
Molecule: messenger RNA, 546 nt
Organism: Aspergillus steynii IBT 23096
Lineage: Eukaryota; Fungi; Ascomycota; Eurotiomycetes; Eurotiales; Aspergillaceae
Exons: 2
Coding region: 76-546 (156 amino acids)
Source: RefSeq, a predicted model, not a curated record